AUGGGUGCUCCCCGCGAUGCAUAUCGGCGCUUGAGUGUCGUGGUGCUGGCAGCGGGGGUCCUGCUGCUGGGCACCUCGGCGGCGCGCACGGGCCCUCCCCUGGACGGGGAAACCUGCCCGGACUACGGCGACAUCGUGGACAGGGAGAGCAUGCAGGGCUUCGACAUCGAGCGCUACCAGGGGAUCUGGUACUCCGCCGCGGUGCACGAGCCCUCGGAGCCGGCGGCCUGCCGCUGCGAUCAGUACAACUGGACGAUCACCUCGCCAGAGACGUACUCGAACCGCCUGACCGCAUCCUGCGGCCGAUUUCCCCUCGACCUGUCCAUCGUGGGCAAGAUGUCCUCGGACCCGGCCAACCCGGGCGACACGCUGGAGGGCAUGCCGCCGGCCUUCCCGCUCAUCCCCCUCCAGAUCCUGUACGUGGAGCCCAACGGGACGAGCCAGGAGUACACGGCGUGCAUACGGUACGCCUGCAAGAAGGACUACUGGGUGGCCGCGCCGCCGUUCUACUACCCGCUGUUCGAGUCGGUGCAGAUAUUCACGAGGGAGCAGGUGGCGUCACAGGCCACCCUGAAUCGCCUGGUUCAGAAGGCAGUUGACAUAGGCAUUGUUGAGGACGUGUCGAAACUCAGAAACCUCACGUACUCCGGCUGCUCCGCUCCCUCUGAGAUUCAAGGAUUCGAUGAGGUGGUUUACACGUGA
Messenger RNA from Ostreobium quekettii, 702 nucleotides. The record is from the annotation of a GenBank genome assembly. Lineage: Eukaryota; Viridiplantae; Chlorophyta; Ulvophyceae; Bryopsidales; Ostreobiaceae.